UGGUGCGCGCUGCGGUCGCGGAGGUCUGCUCCCGGACGUGGGUGGAGAUGGAGUUCGACUGCGAGGGUCUCAGGCGGCUCCUGGGCAAGUACACCUUCAGAGAUCUAACUGUGGAAGAACUAAAGAAUGUAAAUAGAUUUUUCCCACAUUUCAGAUAUUCCAUGGACACUUAUGUAUUCAAAGAUAGUUCCCAGAAAGACCUGCUGAAUUUCACUGGCACUAUUCCUGUCAUGUACCAGGGUAAUACCUAUAACAUACCAAUUCGUCUGUGGAUUUUGGAUUCCCACCCGUUUGCUCCCCCCAUUUGCUUCUUAAAGCCAACCGCAAACAUGGGAAUCUCAGUUGGAAAACAUGUGGAUGCUCAAGGCAGAAUUUACUUGCCCUAUCUUCAAAACUGGAGCCAUCCUAAAUCUGUCAUUGUUGGACUAAUUAAAGAAAUGAUUGCCAAGUUUCAAGAGGAACUUCCCCUGUAUUCUCUAUCAUCAUCUGAUGAGGCACGGCAGGUAGACUUGCUAGCCUAUAUUGCAAAAAUCACUGAAGGUGUCUCAGACAUAAAUUCAAAGAACUGGGUAAAUUAUGAGCAUAAAACCGUCAAUAAAAUUACUGUGGUUGGAGGUGGAGAACUGGGUAUUGCCUGCACAUUAGCAAUCUCAGCAAAGGGCAUUGCAGACAGACUGGUCCUCUUGGACCUCUCAGAAGAGACGAAAGGAGGGGUAAUGGACCUUGACAUCUUUAGCCUGCCUAAUGUGGAGAUCAGCAAAGAUUUGUCUGCCUCUGCUCAUUCCAAGGUGGUGAUCUUCACGGUCAACUCUUUGGGUAGUUCUCAGUCCUACCUAGAUGUGGUGCAAAGCAAUGUGGAUAUGUUCAGAGCCCUUGUCCCAGCUCUGGGACAUUAUAGUCAACAUAGUGUCCUGCUCGUUGCAUCUCAACCAGUGGAAAUCAUGACGUAUGUGACAUGGAAACUGAGUGCAUUUCCUGCAAAUCGAGUGAUCGGAAUUGGAUGUAAUCUGGAUUCACAGAGACUACAAUAUAUUAUUACAAAUGUUUUGAAGGCACAGACUUCAGGAAAACAAGUAUGGGUUGUUGGUGAGCAAGGAGAAGCCAAAGUGCCUGUAUGGGGUGGCCAAGAAGAGGUAAUGAGUCAUAACUCUCAGGUGCAGUUGUCCACCAGAGCCAUGGAACUGUUACGGGUUAAAGGCCAAAGAUCCUGGUCUGUUGGACUAUCAGUAGCUGACCUGGUUGACAGUAUUGUAAACGAUAAAAAGAAAGUACAUUCUGUAUCAACUUUAGCAAAGGGAUAUUAUGAUAUAAAUAGUGAAGUGUUCUUAAGUUUGCCUUGCAUCGUAGGAACGAGUGGGGUAUCUGAAGUCAUCAAAAACACAGUGAAGGAAGAUACAGUGACUGAGAAACUCCAGAGCAGUUCAUCAUCAAUCCAUGAUCUCCAACAACAGUUAAAACUUUGAUUUUAAAGUUGUUACCAGGAAGGAAAGGUCAUUUAAUUUUGCCAACAUAUAUAGGGUUGAGAACUUCUAUAUCUUAUUACUUACCCUUACAAACUGCUUGGUUAAGGUAGGUUUCCAGUUAGCUUUGUAAUUUGAAACCUUAGGGAGUUAGAUAAGGAGGGGGAAAAAAUCUAAUUUUCUUUGUUGCUCUUGAGCUAUCUAAACCAUUCUUUAAACCUCAAGCAGAAGUAGACAUUCAUCGACAAUAUGCAUUAUUUAAAUUUAUGGAUCCUCAACUAAUAGCACACUCAGCACUUUGGGAGUAUUUUGAAAGUAAUAUAUUUUUAAAAGAAAAUGACUCCUUGACUGUUAAACACAAUACGUUGAAGGGCCAAUAUUGAUUGACAGAGUCUUCUAGGGUACUUUCAAAAGAUCCCUGGCCUAAGGUAUUGUUUCUUUUUUAAAAUAUAGUUGGUAGUUAUGAGAAAGCAUUUUAUUUUUCCUCUUCAAAUUAAUUAGCUGCCAAAAAAUUAAAGAAUUUUAUGUGCACUUUCAAGUUUUUGAUAUGUGCACUUUCAAGUAGUAAAAGGGAAAGUGAAAAUUUUUAAUAUUUGAAGAAAAAGUGUAGUUAAAUUUCCAAUGGGGCUAUCCUUUCUGAAAUUUUUUUUAUAACCUCUUCUUGGGCUAUACAAUAGAUCUCCAACAUUUUAAAAGCCUAUUAUGUUAUUAGUAUCAUGGAGAAAGAUGUAUUUUUAGUGGAAAUAGAUUAUGAAAAAAAACCAAGCAAUUUACUUUAAAGGUAAAAUAUGAGGCUUUCAUAAAAACCAAUAGUCUUAAGGGGAAAAGGUAAGAUGAACUGGCUGUUCUGAACAGAUCCACUCCUGAAGAAAUGAUUCAGAGUAUGCUUGCCUUAUGGGUCAAUAACAGUAACUUCAUAUGUGAAAGUGUAUUAUUACAGAUGUGACACACAACUAAUAGUAAUAGCUAACACUGACACUUCUAUUUCAGGCAGGAUGAUGAGCACUUUAUUAUUUUAAUUGAAUACUGAAAAUAAUCCACUGAGGUAGGUUUUAUCAUUUUAUAGAGGAGAAAAUUGAGGUGCCCAGGUGUCACGGCCAAGGGGCACUUACCCACACAGCCUCUUCUUUUUCUAAGUGCUAGAAGGAAGAAAAAGCCUAACAGCCAAAAUAGUUACCACAAGACCAUAAAGCUGGGAUUCUGUACACUAUGGCAGGAUUACUUCUACUUUCAUGUAGGGACUGUCUUUCUUUUUUAUUCCAACAGUUUUUUUGAAAGGUUGAUUCCCUGACUUCCCAGACUUGUCCUCAGCAAACAGCAAAGGAGAGUGUGCAGUGAGACAGGUGUUUGCUUGUUUAUUUAUUCGUUCAGAUGGUAUUGCCUGGAAGCCUACAACAUACCAGGCUCUAUACUGGGCACUGCAGAUACAGUGGGGAGCAAACUUGGACUUGGUGCAAGCCUGUGUGGUCCAUACAAUGAGUAUGGGAGACACAGUAAUCAACUCUCACAACUAAAUGUACAAUUGCAGGUAUAAUUAGUAUUGUGAAGAAGUCCCAGGGUCUUUGAAAGCAUAUAAUGGGUAAAUCCAAACCUGAUCGGAUAGGAGCCAGGUGGUUUAUAAGGGGCAGACACAUCCUAGUUAGAAACAGUGAAACGAAUGCCGAUUUAAUAAUGGAUGCUUAUAAUGAGCUUAAAUCAGAAUGAAAUUAUACUCAGUGUCUCAUGUUUAAGAAAGUAGAAAAAUAUAGAAUACAUUUGGAAAGAUUCCCAUGAGAAUUACCUAGGGAAAAAACCAUGGCCAUUUGAAGAGAUAAGGAUUAGUUCUGUGUAAGUUCACUACGUGAGUAGGUUAUGUUGGUGUUACUCUUAACAAUGUAUCCUCACUGUCCUGUUGCAUGAAAUAGGGAAGUAAAACUGAAAGAACCAUUUCUUGUAUUUGUCAAACUAGCCUUUUCUAGUAUCUAUCUAGAAAUUAGAUAAUUUCUAAUACACUCUUCAGCCUAACUGCAAAACACCGUGUAAUAGAUGAAUUACUCAGCGUUCACUCUAUUAAUUAGAAGUGAAGGUCAAUGAAUGCAAUACAGCAUACUUAUUGAGCAUCUACUGUUAUCCCAAGUACUGUGUUAGAAUUUGAGUAUUCAAAGUUGAGUAAUAGCCUUUGCCCUGCGGAAGCCCACCAUAUAGAAAUAAUUGUCAGUUAUUUUCUUAAAUGUUGAGUAUUAUCAGUCAUGUUGUAAGUACCAUAUGUAAGUCAAGAAGCAGUCUCACCACUACCUCACUAUGAUUUGGUGAUAAUUGCCAUUCACGGUUCUUCUGUUUAACUUUUACUUUUUCAUUUUUCCAAAAUCAUGCAGCAUCUGUUUUUGUUAUGAUUUUUAGUGGGGCUUGGAUUAAAAUGCUUUGAUUUUGUGGU
Molecule: messenger RNA, 3873 nt
Organism: Nyctereutes procyonoides (raccoon dog)
Lineage: Eukaryota; Metazoa; Chordata; Mammalia; Carnivora; Canidae
Gene: UEVLD
Product: UEV and lactate/malate dehyrogenase domains
Exons: 12
Coding region: 48-1463 (471 amino acids)
Biological process (GO): carboxylic acid metabolic process; endosome to lysosome transport; protein transport
Cellular component (GO): ESCRT I complex
Molecular function (GO): oxidoreductase activity, acting on the CH-OH group of donors, NAD or NADP as acceptor; ubiquitin binding
Source: RefSeq, a predicted model, not a curated record